UACUCUAUCGUUUCUGAUAAAAAAUAAAUAGAAAAAAAUUCUAAAAAUAUUUAAAGUCUUAAAAAGUUUUCAUUUUAAAGUAAUUCCAACAAGAAUAAAAAUGAUGUAAAGGCUAUUUGAAAUUAUAUAGUAAAAUAAGUCGUAAAAUCAAGAUUUAACACAUAUCCUAUACAAAUACAUAACUCCAGUUAAUUAGAGAAUAAAAGAAUGUAAAUAAAUUUUAGAUCAAUAUCCUGACUAUGUUCCAUUAAUUAUUGAAAAACAUCCUAAUUCAAAGCUUGAUGAUUUUAAAAAGCUCAAACUAGUUAUUUAAGGCAAAAUGGACAUAUUGAAGGUUUAAUCAGUAAUCAGAAAUAAUAUUAAAUUAAAUGAAAAUGAAGCUGUAUCAAUAUUUGUACAUAACGGUUUCAUGGAAUAGCUAAAACUUUUAAACUUAGGUUCGCGUUUGUCUGAUUUAUAUAAAUCUUAUAAAUCUACUGAUGGAUUUCUGUAUAUUACUUAUUGCGAAUUUAGUUCGUUCGGCUGAGAGAUAUCCUAUUAUUAGUUUGCUUUGAUUUAAAUUCUAAAAUAAUAUUUUCUUAAUAAAUCUAAUAGUUUGAAGUCAUAAUAAAUAGGAUUAAAUUAUUUAUCAUAAAGAAAUAAUUAAUAUUCUCAAAAAAUAAUAAAUAUUUUUUCAUUAAUUUAUUAAAAUAAUUUCAAAAAUUAUUUAAGCAUGUUUUAUAAUUUAUUUUU
Tetrahymena thermophila SB210 is the source of this 732-nucleotide messenger RNA. Its product is annotated as autophagy protein Atg8 ubiquitin-like protein. NCBI's taxonomy places the organism in Eukaryota, Ciliophora, Oligohymenophorea, Hymenostomatida, Tetrahymenidae. The transcript has 3 exons. Gene Ontology annotation, biological process: cellular response to nitrogen starvation. The record is from RefSeq and is a predicted model, not a curated record.